AUGGAGACAUUCAUCAAAGGCUACAAGAUCAACCGCCACAACCUCGCCAAGCUCGCAGACAUCCCGGUCGCCGAUCUCCGCAUCCACUCGGCCAUCGACGUCCUCGUCCGCGCGCUCAACCGCGACGGCUACUUGUUCAUAGGCGCAGCGUACGACGCCGACCCCGUGACCGGAGAACGCGUGAUGGAGAUGAUCGUGGUGCUCGAGGAGCACCCCUCUGAGGAGGCGUUGCGGAGCGAGUCGCUGAGUGCCGCCCCGCUCGACGAGACGGUCGCCAAGGGCGUGGAGAUGGGGCUGCUUGAGGGCCCAAAGAUCUGGGAGCGCUUUGGCUAG
Molecule: messenger RNA, 333 nt
Organism: Heterobasidion irregulare TC 32-1
Lineage: Eukaryota; Fungi; Basidiomycota; Agaricomycetes; Russulales; Bondarzewiaceae
Exons: 1
Coding region: 1-333 (110 amino acids)
Source: RefSeq, a predicted model, not a curated record